AUGACAUCCCUCCCACCAACACGAGUCAACCCCAAGAUCGAAAACAACCCCUCCAAAAUCCAACUCCUCCGCCUCUCCCACACCCACUUCCAACAUCCCGACCUCGCCCUCUUCUCCCGCUUCGCAGCAGACUUCGGCUUCACAGAAGUAGCCCGCAACGCCGACUCCACCAAAAUCUACUACAGCGGCUACGGCAUCGAUCCAUUCGUCUACAUCGCCAGCCAAAGCCCCGAUGGCAAAGCACGCUUCCUAGGACCCGGCUUCGUCGCAGCCUCGAAAGCGGACUUCGAGAAAGCUUGUAAAUUGGAAGGCGCUGAAGUGAAGGAUCUCAGCGAUGCCCCCGGUGGAGGUGAGAUGGUGACGAUCGCGAGGCCGAAUGGGACGUUUUUCUCGGUGUUGUAUGGACAGGAGGAGAGGCAUGUGGAUGUCAGCACGGCGGAGGUGCCGACAGCCACGACGGUGGAUAUGAGUUCUUACAAUUAUCCCUUCCACAAACCACGCAAAGCCCGCUUCCAACGCCUCAAAGAAGGCCCCGCCCUAAUCCACAAACUGGGCCACUUCGGCUACAUCAGCACGACCUUCGACGCCGACUACGCCUUCUACACGUCGACGUUCAACUUCGCGCCCUCGGACAUCGCGCACGUCCCCGAGAAGGACGACGUGGAUAUGCUGGUGUUUAUGCAUUUGGAUCUGGGUAGGAGGUAUAGUGAUCAUCAUUGUAUGUUUUUGGGCAGGGCGCCCGAGGGGAGUGAGAGGGGGUUUUUGCAUCAUAGUUCGUAUGAAGUCAACGACUACGACGAACAAAUGAUGGGUCAUCGCUAUCUGGAAUCGAAAGGCUGGGAGAGUAUUUGGGGCGUCGGCCGCCACAUCCUCGGCUCGCAAGUCUUCGACUACUGGCAAGACCCGUCGGGCUUCAAAAUCGAACACUACGCGGACGGGGACGUCGUCAACGAGGAGCAUGUGGUUACGAGGGAGCCGGCGGGACCGGUGCAUGUUUGGGGGCCGGAUUUGCCCAAGACGUUUUUUAUGGAGAAGACGCUUGUUGGGUAUGGUUAG
Messenger RNA from Zasmidium cellare ATCC 36951, 1056 nucleotides. RefSeq lists its product as uncharacterized. Lineage: Eukaryota; Fungi; Ascomycota; Dothideomycetes; Mycosphaerellales; Mycosphaerellaceae. Gene Ontology annotation, molecular function: methylmalonyl-CoA epimerase activity. The record is from RefSeq and is a predicted model, not a curated record. The transcript is spliced from 4 exons. Gene Ontology annotation, biological process: L-methylmalonyl-CoA metabolic process. Gene Ontology annotation, cellular component: mitochondrion. The coding region runs from base 1 to 1056 and encodes 351 amino acids.